CGUAACUUGACUUUGUGUUAAUGCUGCAGCCUCUCAUCUCCACCAACAUGGACGAACACACUUUAAAACAGCUUGUGAAGCUCACUCAGGAGGGACAAUUAAGCUCUCUGCAGAAACACAUCACACCGGGAGGAGGAUCGACGGCGGCUCAAACCGUCUGUGGUAAACACUUUGGCCGGUCAGGGGAUACCUUGCUUCACUACGCCUGCAGACACGGACACCUGGACGUGGUGGAGUACCUCGUGAAGCAGGUAGGCAUGGAUGUGGAGGUGUGCAACAACGACUACAAGAGGCCGCUGCAUGAAGCUGCGUCCAUGAGCCACCAGGAGUGUGUUAGCUACCUGCUAAGGGAAGGAGCCAAGGUGGACAGUCUGAAGAAAGCGGACUGGACUCCUCUGAUGAUGGCCUGCACUCGCAGAAACCUCCACGUGAUCCAGGAGCUUCUUUGCCACGGUGCCGACCCGUCACUGAGGAACAAGGACGGCUGGAACUCCUUCCACAUCGCAUGCAGGGAGGGCGAUCCUCUGAUCGUGCGGCACCUGCUUGAGAUUGCAGCAGACGUCUGGAGGACGAAGAGCAAGACGCACAGGACGCCGCUUCACACUGCAGCGAUGCACGGCUGUGAAGAAGUUGUUCAGAUUUUACUCGAGAGAUGUGUCUACACCCCAGAUGGCCACGACAGCUGUGGAGUCACGCCUUUCAUGGAUGCCGUCAGGAAUGGACACAUCUCGUUGGCGAGGCUUCUUUUAGACAAGCACCAGGCGUCUCCGACAGCAGCUGACACACUCGGGGCUCAGCCAUUGCAUCAGGUUGCUGUCACCGGCCAGGAGGAGGCGCUGCGGUUCCUGGUGCGGGACCUGAAUGUCGACGUGAACCGGAGAGCGACUAACAUCCAUCUCACCGCUCUGCAUUACGCUGCAAAGGAGGGUCACACGUCCACGAUUAAAACCCUUCUGGAGUUGGGAGCAGAUCUUUGUGUCCGUGACAACAAAGGACGAACAGCUCUUCAUAUGGCGUCCAUCGGGCAGCGCGACGCAGCCAGAACUCUCCUGCAGCUCGGACUCAGAGACUCCGAGGACUUAUCUGGCACCAGAGCGAGACAGUUUGCCAGGAGACCAGAUGUAGUACGAGUGUUUGAAUGCGAGCCACCUGACACAUUGUAAAUUUUGCCACAGUGAUGCCGAGCACAGAUGUGCAAUUAAUUCUGUGCAGUUUAAUGUUACUGGAAUCAAACAAGCUGGAUUUAGUGGAUUACAAUAAACCUCCACUUGUAUGUAUGUGUUUUCAGUGACACAUUUUGAGUCUUAGGACAUUGUCUUCCGUCUAAAUGGUGCGUUCCAUUUGAUCUCAGAAGUUGGAAAUUCCAAGUUGCCGGUUAUGGUAAAUAGUAAAUGGACUUUUACAAUGAAUGUCACAGCUACAUAUUCAUGCAUACAACAUUCAGCCAUGUUGGAUUUUAACUCAGACUACUGAAGUUUCAGAGAUUCUGAGAUGGAAUUCUGACUUCAGGGAACAUUACUGUUGUGGCUUUGGCUCAGUUGGUAGAGUCGGUCAUCUCUCACCCAGAAGGUCAGGGUUCAAUCCUCAUCUCCGGCAGCAACAUGUCCAAUGUGUUCCUGGGCAAGACACUUAACACCAAGUUGCCAAAGCUGCUUUGUCUGCAGCGUAUGGAUGUGUGUGGAUUGACUAGUUAAAACUGAUGAUGGACUCUUUACUCAGCAGCUCUACCAUCAGUGUGUGAAUGUGUAGGUGUGACCUGUGAUGUAAAAGAUCUUUUAGUAGUCAGAAGGCUAGAACAGCACUAUACAAGCUCAAGUCCAUUUAGCAUUUACCCAUCUGUGCAGGAGUUUCCCUGACUGUAUUUUCCUUUUGUUAGCACAGUCCCUGGAUGUCUGGCACAAAACUAAGAUUGAAACAUCAGCUCUGAGUUUUCUGUUUUGUUUAUUGUCAUUUUAUUUUUCUAGCAUUGUGGAUUAUAUCAGCCUACAUUGAAAUACACCAGAUCUGUGUUGACAGGCAUUAUCUACAUUAUGUACCAUUAUUUACAGUUCUUUUUU
Labrus bergylta (ballan wrasse) is the source of this 2057-nucleotide messenger RNA. It is a transcript of the gene ankrd16, whose product is annotated as ankyrin repeat domain 16. Gene Ontology annotation, cellular component: nucleus; cytoplasm. The record is from RefSeq and is a predicted model, not a curated record. Gene Ontology annotation, molecular function: protein binding. Lineage: Eukaryota; Metazoa; Chordata; Actinopteri; Labriformes; Labridae.